This is a messenger RNA of Zingiber officinale, 2446 nucleotides long. RefSeq names its product protein LAZ1-like. The transcript has 8 exons. Gene Ontology annotation, biological process: transport. Gene Ontology annotation, molecular function: transporter activity. The record is from RefSeq and is a predicted model, not a curated record. Lineage: Eukaryota; Viridiplantae; Streptophyta; Magnoliopsida; Zingiberales; Zingiberaceae. Bases 639 to 2093 code for a protein of 484 amino acids.
CGCUCCACACUUCUCCGUCUCUUCUCUCCGCCCGCUCAUACGCUCCAACGCCAAGCCACCGUAAAUUCCGAGCCUGAACUCUUCCGAUCGCUUCGCUCCUCUCGCCAUUGCCCAUCUCGAUCCGCCUCCUGUGUGUCUUCCCCUGAGAAUCCCUCCCAUUCUCCAGCGUGCUUGAUCGACUUUGGAGUAGUUAUAUGGCUGUCUCUUUAAUCGAGGGGUUCCCACAUCACAGAUUUCUGGGAACAUUGCAUAUUUUGCUGUUACUUUCGAUUUGAUGUGAGAUCUCUUUGGUUUAUUCAUUGUUGUUUGGUUUUUGAAUCUCUAGAGUAUUGCUGGUCCUGCGGCACCAUCGGAAUCCUUGCUGCUGUUCGCGUAGGUUAAAUCUGACGUCAAAUGGGUUAUGCCAUCGCGGAUUAGACGUGGGAUUUGUCGGUAUUCGAUAUCAGUUUCUCGUCGCUGAUUUGUGCAGAUGUUUCGAUCUCAAAGCUCAAGCUUAGGAAUGGAUCUUUUGGUCGCAAAAUUCAAUCUUACUAUCACGUUACGCGAUUGAUGGUACAUUUUCUGGUUCUGGAAGCACAUUGAUUGAAUUAUGCGCAGAGACCGUGAGAUACCACGGCAGUGGAGAGUUGUUUUACAUUAUGGGUCUGAUAGAGAAACUUUACCUAAAUCUAUUAUCUUAUUCCUCACCUGGAUGGGCCGCGGCUAUUGGUGGUGCCUUGGUUGUUAUCACGCUGUUCCUUUCCAUGUUCCUUCUAUUCCAGCACCUCUCCUCAUACAAAAAUCCAGAGGAGCAGAAGUUUCUAGUUGGUGUCAUCUUAAUGGUACCUUGCUAUUCAGUUGAAUCAUAUGUAUCACUGGUGAAUCCGUCUAUCAGUGCUGAUUGUGAGAUUCUGCGAGAUUGUUACGAGGCCUUUGCCAUGUAUUGCUUUGGAAGAUACCUUGUUGCUUGCAUGGGUGGUGAAGAGAGAACAAUUGAAUUUUUGAACAGACAAGGUGGUGUUACCUCCAAAACAACCUUACUAGAGAAUGUUUCUAAGAAGGGAAUAAUAAAGCAUCCUUUUCCAAUGAACUAUUUUUUGGAACCAUGGAGACUAAGCGAGUGGUUUUAUCAGAGUAUCAAGAUUGGAAUUGUUCAAUAUAUGAUAAUAAAAACUUUUACUGCGAUUUUAGCUGUGGUUCUUGAAGCUUUCGGAGUAUAUUGUGAAGGAGAGUUCAAGUGGAAGUGUGGGUACCCUUAUAUGGCUGUAGUUCUCAAUUUCAGUCAGUCUUGGGCAUUGUAUUGUUUGGUCUUAUUUUAUACUGCUACAAAGAAUGAACUAGCUCAUAUAAAGCCACUUGCCAAGUUCCUGAUGUUCAAAUCAAUAGUUUUUAUGACAUGGUGGCAAGAUGUGGCGAUUGCCCUACUUUUUAGUUGGAAUUCAUUUGAAAGUUCUAUAGCUCAAAAUUUGCAGUUUAAAUCAAGUGUACAGAACUUCAUUAUUUGUAUAGAGAUGUUUAUUGCUUCGAUUGUGCAUCUCUACGUGUUCCCUGCUGAACCGUACAAGCUAAUGGGUGAACGAAUUACCAGUGGUGUAGCUGUUCUUGGAGACUAUGCAUCUUUAGAUUGCCCUUUAGACCCUGAUGAGGUUAGGGACAGUGAACGACCAAUAAAGCUUAGGCUGCCCCAACCUGAUCUUGCUACCAAGAGUUCUACAGCUAUUAGAGAGAGUGUUCGAGAUGUAUUUGUUGGAGGAGGAGAAUAUAUUGUGAAUGAUCUAAAGUUUACAGUCACACAUGCAGUGGAACCCAUGGAGAAGGGUUUCACACGAUUCAAUCGGAAGCUUCACAGAUUUUCAGAAAACAUAAGAAAGCAUGAAAAGGGAAAGUUAAAAACCAAGGAUGACAGUAGUAUGGGUUCAUCUUCAUUGGUUAAGCGAGUUCGUGGAAUCGACGACCCACUCUUGAAUGGAAGUGUUAGUGACAGUGCGGCCAAGAGAGGAAGAAGACAAGUGAAAGAAUCCGGAAAUAAAAGUGCAGAAAGUGGGGGAGAAAACAGUGACACUGGCCAUGGUGGGUUUGAGGUGCAUGGAUGCAGGUGGAUCACUAAGGACUGAGGAGCCAGGAGCCAGGAGCCAACUUCUCUUCAUCAGGUACUAAGUUGGAUAUGUCCAAGAACACAUGAAUACAAAAAUAGCAUCUUUCUCGGGCUAAUGUGAAAGAAGCAGCUAUUUUAACUACAAGAACUAUUCAUGUUUCCUCCUUGGAUAGCUUCGGUAGAGAGAAAAGGUGCACGGGCUCAUCUACCUAGGAUAUCUGGCAGUGAUGAUUGCCAUCUUAAAGUGUCUUCACGACCCAAAGCACUAGCCUUUCAGAUCUCUCCAUGUGCAUUGUAAGGCCAUUUGGAUCAACAAAUUUCGUUCCCAGUAACAGAAAUAUUUAUGCCAUAAAACUUCAGAAUUUGCAACUA